This is a messenger RNA of Fusarium coffeatum, 2805 nucleotides long. RefSeq lists its product as uncharacterized. The record is from RefSeq and is a predicted model, not a curated record. Lineage: Eukaryota; Fungi; Ascomycota; Sordariomycetes; Hypocreales; Nectriaceae. Gene Ontology annotation, biological process: intracellular potassium ion homeostasis; potassium ion import across plasma membrane. The transcript has 3 exons. The coding region runs from base 1 to 2805 and encodes 934 amino acids. Gene Ontology annotation, cellular component: plasma membrane. Gene Ontology annotation, molecular function: high-affinity potassium ion transmembrane transporter activity.
AUGGUAGCCGAAGCGCGCGCCUCUAUAUGGGCGCGGCUUAAAGCUGUGAAGCCGCCCUUCGUCUCCAAGAAACCCCAUUUCAACUUUAUUUCCAUCCACUAUACAUGGAUUAUUGGCGCAACCUUGUUGGCUUCGGUCAUUAUUUACGGUUCUGGUCGUGGUCAAACGUCCUAUGUCGAUUGCCUCAUGUUCGCAAGUGGAGCCAAUACGCAGGCUGGCCUUAAUCCCAUUGACGUCAAUCUUCUCAAUACCUUUCAGCAGGUGGUUGUUUACUUCUUCACCAUAACAUCGAACCCCAUUACUUUACACACUUCGGUUGUCUUCCUACGUCUUUAUUGGUUCGAAAAGAGGUUUCAGGGCUGGGUAACAGAUGCCCGACAGCGCCGUGCUACUAUUUCCAAAGCAAAGACUCGUCCGCGAAACUUGGACCGACAGAACGAAGAAGGAGUCAAUGGUCGACAUAUCACCAUUGUUCCUGACCAGGGCCGACGACCACGUAUCACCAACGACGGUAUCUUAUUAGACGGAAGCGAGGCCUAUCAAUCUCAAGCGAUUGUCGACGACGAUGACGACAACGACCAUCAACCGCGUAGACCACCGCCUGCGAGCAGCGAUGAGAGUGACACGGUUUCAGCUGGACGGUCCAAUAGCAUAGAGCUGAGUCCACUCGAAAAGCCUGAUCAGGCUCAUCAUGAUGGCCGGGAUGGGUGGAGAGAGGAAACUGGCAAAACACAGAAUACACCAUCUGGGAUCAAAUUCGCCGAGACAGUUAAGAGAAGUGACGGCGUUGAUGACGAUUUGACCAAGUUUCCUCAACGAAGGACCCAUGCAGAGCACAUUGCCAUCUUGGAACGCCAGCGAAACCAAGACAACGAAGUGUUGAGAAUUCCAGGCCCACGAGAAACUGAGAGAGGAAUGGGACCGCGACGGCUGGAAGAUGAUGAUGGGGAUGAUGAUAACAACACCAUUGCCAUGACGAGAACGGUAGAAUCAAGACCGGAUCAUGCGACCAUUGACUCCAGAAGGCCGGCUGGACGUAGGCCAACGAUCGUCAUCGCGGAGCCCAAGCGUCCUAUAAAGCACGAACUGACUGACGAUGCCAGAGCUGUUGGCGGCACUCUUGAUGCUCUUAGAAUGCGAAAGCCUCGUAUGUUCAACCGUGGCCAAAAGGAGACACACGAGGACGACGGGGACAGUACAAUGAAUCGUGCUUUCCGAACGCGCACAAUAGAUACCAUCAAGUCAGCUUUAACGAGCGAUCACACCAAGGAUAUGCCUUAUCUCAGUUACACCCCGACUAUGGGUCGAAAUUCUAACUUCGUGGGGCUGACUCUUGAGCAACGAGAGGAAUUGGGUGGUAUUGAAUAUCGGUCACUACGUACUCUGGCCGUUAUAUUACUUUCCUACUUUUGGGGCUUCCAGCUGAUUGCCGUAACCUUCCUCCUACCUUUCAUUCUUCACAACGAAAAGUAUGGUAGUGUUGUUGACGGCGACGCCGUUUCCAGAACUUGGUGGGGAUUCUGGACAGCUAACUCGGCUUUCAACGACUUGGGUCUGACCUUGACCCCGGACAGCAUGAAUUCCUUCAAUACUUCGGAGUAUGUCAUGAUGAUCAUGUGGUUUUUCAUUAUCAUUGGAAACACUGGCUUUCCCGUCAUGCUGCGUUUUGUCAUUUGGGUAUUGUCGAAGCUUGUACCAACGAACACCGGCCUCUGGGAGGAACUGAGGUUUCUUCUCGACCACCCACGUCGAUGCUUUACCCUUCUCUUUCCCUCUAGUGCUAAUUGGUGGUUGUUUUGGAUUCUUGUCGCCUUGAACGCUAUCGACUUGCUAUUCUUCGUUGUACUCGAUCUGAAUUCGGGCCCAGUCGCUCAGUUGCCGGUCCAUACUCGCAUCGCUGAUGGUCUCUUUCAAGCCGCUUCAACUCGAACUGCAGGAUUCUCCUGUUUCAGUUUGGGUGACCUCCACCCCGCUAUUCCAGUGCUGUAUAUGAUUAUGAUGUACAUUUCCAUCUUUCCCAUUGCCAUUUCCAUCCGCCGAACCAACGUCUACGAAGAAAAGUCCCUUGGAGUGUACAGCAGCAAGAAGGAAGAAGACGACGAGGAAGACGCCGGUGCUCUCAACUACGUCGGCACUCAUUUGCGGCGCCAACUCUCCUUCGAUUUAUGGUAUGUCUUCGUGGGAUUCUUUCUCCUCGCUAUUACCGAGGGCAGCAGUCUCAAAGCAAAAGACUUUAACUUGUUCGACGUUCUCUUCGAGGUUAUCAGCGCGUACGGAACUGUCGGCCUGAGUAUGGGUGUAUCCAAUGUCAAUGCAUCUCUUUGCUCGCAGUUUACUGUGGUCGGCAAACUGAUCAUUGUUGCCAUGCAAAUUCGUGGGCGACAUCGUGGCUUGCCAUAUGGCCUGGAUCGGGCUGUGCUUCUGCCAAGUGAAGCACGUUUCCAGAAAGAAGCCGAAGAAAAUCAGCCAAUUCUUAUUCGCACGCGCACAAAUGCAUCCUUAGGAGCGACUUCUGGCAUGGAACCUCCGACAAGUCCAACAUUCCCUGGUCGAAGAGGAAGUAUGAACCGUUUCCGCGAGCGAGCAAACAGUCGAAUCAUUUCUCAGUUCCUCUAUCCUGGGCCUGUUAUCCCGAGUGACGAGAUCCACGGUCACAAGCGCGCGACCUCAAAUAAUUCUAAUAACAUGCGAGACUUCGCACGAUCGAACACUGAGCCGGUGUUUGACGAGGAAAAGGAUGAGGUUCCGCCCCUGCGGCCUAUCGAAUCCCACCAAUAUACCCCUCGUCGAGCAGAAACUAGCUGA